Molecule: messenger RNA, 2779 nt
Organism: Penaeus vannamei (Pacific white shrimp)
Lineage: Eukaryota; Metazoa; Arthropoda; Malacostraca; Decapoda; Penaeidae
Gene: Gpdh1
Product: Glycerol-3-phosphate dehydrogenase 1
Biological process (GO): glycerol-3-phosphate catabolic process; carbohydrate metabolic process
Cellular component (GO): glycerol-3-phosphate dehydrogenase (FAD) complex; cytosol
Molecular function (GO): glycerol-3-phosphate dehydrogenase [NAD(P)+] activity; NAD binding; protein homodimerization activity
Source: RefSeq, a predicted model, not a curated record
AAAGCAGGAAUCUCUCUCACGAAGGUCAGUCUUAGCCUAGCCAGUGUAAAGGGAAGACGUUUCGCUUCGCUGCCGAUCUUUUUCACUCGUGCAACCUCGCUUCUAGCCAACAUGGGUGAACCUAAGAAAAUCUGCAUCGUUGGCUCAGGAAACUGGGGCUCCGCCAUCGCCAAGAUCAUCGGCUCCAACGUCACCAAAUUCGACCAGUUCGACAACGAGGUCCGCAUGUUCGUCUACGAGGAGAUGGUCGACGGCAAGAAGCUGACGGAGAUUAUCAACACCACGCACGAGAACGUCAAGUACCUGCCCGGCAAGAAGCUGCCCGAGAAUGUGAUAGCUGUGCCAGAUGUCCUGGAAGCAGCUAAGGAUGCAGAUGUCCUUGUGUUCGUCAUACCACAUCAGUUCAUCAAGAACAUCUGCAAGCCGCUGGUGGGUCAGCUCAAACCCACUGCCGUCGGCAUCUCGCUUAUUAAGGGUUUUGACAUAGCAGAAGGUGGUGGUAUUGCCCUCAUCUCUAAAAUCAUCUGUGAUUUCGUACAUGUUCCAAUGUCAGUCCUUAUGGGAGCCAACCUUGCAGGAGAAGUAGCAGAUGAAAAGUUUUGUGAAACGACCAUAGGUUGUCGCGACCCUGCAGUAGGCCGGAUGUACAGGGACCUUAUCCAGACAGAUUACUUCAGAGUUGUUGUUGUUGAUGAUGUUGAAGCCGUUGAAGUAUGUGGGGCUCUGAAGAAUAUUGUUGCCACUGGUGCUGGAUUUAUUGAUGGUCUUGGCUUUGGUGACAACACAAAGGCAGCUGUGAUUAGAUUAGGCCUUAUGGAAAUGAUCAAAUUUUGUGAAGUAUUUUAUCCAGGUUCUAAACUAGGCACUUUCUUUGAAAGUUGUGGAGUGGCUGAUCUUAUCACAACCUGCUAUGGUGGCAGGAACAGGAGAGUAGCAGAGGCUUUUGUUAAGACUGGAAAGACAAUCGAAGAGCUGGAAAAGGAGAUGCUGAAUGGCCAGAAGCUACAGGGACCACAGACUGCUGAAGAAGUAAAUUACAUGCUUAAGAACAAGGGGAUGGAAGAUCGGUUUCCACUUUUCUCCUCCAUACAUCGUAUUUGCAAGGGCGAAAUUCCCCCAGCAGAUAUGGUAAACUGCAUCAGGAACCAUCCAGAACACAUGUGUACAUUCGACAAGGAACACACCACUGUCACAGGCAACCACGACUGAUGAAGACAAGACUGAGCAUAGGCAGGGUCAUCCAUCCCAGUUCUGCUAUAUUACAUCACCAGUCUUCCUGAAAAUUUGAAGCACAUUCUUGAAGUGAAAAUUUCUGAAUUACAUCCUUUUUUCCCUUUUUUUUGACAAACAAUGAUAGCAGAUGCUAAUGUGAAGAUGCAAGCAAUUAACUGUAGAGUGUGAGCACUUUUUUAUAUAUUCCAAAAAAUAUAGAUGAAAAUUUUUCAUGAUUAUUAUUAUUAUUUUUUUUUUUUUUUUAUGCAGUAUUGACUGAUCCAAUGUCUAUUGCACCUUCUUUAUGCUGAUGUUUAGAUAUAUGACCUUGAAAUGCAAACAUAUGAAACAUUUUGGGGAUGUGUUAAAUGGCAUUAACUAUUAUGUUUGGUACUGAAUUAUGUUCAAAUAUUUUUUUGAAAUAUUAGAUGAGAAAAGUCUUAUGUAAGAGAUCUUUCAGACAAUUUUGUUUUUGUAAAGCUAGUUCUGAAAACCAUGAAUUAUCAGGAAAAUAUUCCUUUCUAGAUUCACUGAAUACUCAGUUACCAUUAUUACAUAGUUACCAUAUACUUAUGCUCAACUAUUUUUAGUAAUUCCUGUUCAAACCCACCCUUUUGGUGCUACAAACCUCAUUUUGAUUGUAAAAAAAAAAUAAAUGAAAGUGAGUUACCAAUAAAACUAAAUGUAAAGAGCUGAAAUACCCUGAUUCUGUGCAGUUAUUAAGUUUAGUAGACCAGCUUAAAUGCAUGAAUGCAAUGUUAUUGCCAUGCUAGCUUCAUGGCAAGAUAAUUUUCCUUUGGUCUCCACAUUUUGAGCAGCUUGAACCAUAAGUAGUAAGUGUAGAUCAGAGGAAAGCUAGCACUUUACGAAUCUUUCAUGUUUAUUUACAGUAAAUAGAUAAAGGCUUUUUACCAUCUCGCAACCUACUGGACUGAAAAAGAAAUGUGAAAGUUUUGGAUUGCCAUUGUUGGUAACAGUUGUAACUUAGGUUAUGUACAUAAAUAGUCACAUCAUGAUUACCGAAGUCUACCUAUUGUUGUGCCAUUAUUACCUAUAUUUUGAAAUUAGAUUGUAUGAGGUGAAUAUCAUACGAUUUCCGUGAGUGAAAGGAAAAGCGGUCUGAAUGCAUAAUAGUUAUAUAUGUCUGGUUUCAUUUCCUUACAUUGUUAUGUUUGAUUUUUUUCUCUCCUUUUUUUCUUUUGGUGUAAAUCGAAGGUUGUGCAAUUCCUAAAUGUAUGGUACCUUUGUUUGUGUUCUUCAUUUUGUAUUGAAAAUUGUUGAGCAUUUUUUCAGUUAGAUUAUUAUGAACAACGUUAGUUUAUGAAGACACAAGUAUAUAAAAGAAACAGAUGUAAUAUAUGCAGUUUGAGAUUAAUAUCUUAACAUUAAUUAGCUAUAUAAACAUUGUUAGAAAUUGAUCCUUUAGGAAAAGUUAAACUAAAGAGAAACAAUAUUUUUAUCAGUUGUUUUUACAACUACAUUUGUGUAAUGUAAGUGGUGCACUAUUCUAAAAUGCAAAAAAUGUUACUGGAAUGGAGAAAGUUGAUAAAUAAAUGAUGAAUUGAGA